Molecule: messenger RNA, 8326 nt
Organism: Loxodonta africana (African savanna elephant)
Lineage: Eukaryota; Metazoa; Chordata; Mammalia; Proboscidea; Elephantidae
Gene: PAPPA2
Product: pappalysin 2
Exons: 22
Coding region: 505-5862 (1785 amino acids)
Biological process (GO): proteolysis; cell surface receptor signaling pathway
Molecular function (GO): metalloendopeptidase activity; protein binding
Source: RefSeq, a predicted model, not a curated record
UGAAAAUUAGAGGAUAAGAUUAUUGUUAAGGACUCCAGGUAGCUAGGGGUGUGCGUUUGCUAGUAAGUGUGCAUUUGAGAGAAUUUGGCUCAGGCUCACGUGUACCUCUUUUAGUAUCAGAGAGGGGAGUGGCUAUUGAAGAAGAAGAAGAAGAAGAAAGGAAACCUGAGCUCUCUGGGAGGAAAUUUAUAGGAACCAAGAGAAAUCAACAUCAUUCUGCAAGUACUAAAAUAGAGCAAGAAGAGAGGUUAAGGGAGCACCUUGAGGUGAAGAGAAACCCACAGAGUAGGGGAUCCCCGAAACCACACUGGCAGAGGAGGAUCCAAGGCAGGUAGUGAGAAGAGACACUCUCUGGGGCUGCUUGAGAAAGUUUGGUCUGUGGACAAAACAGUUUCCCUGGUGACUAUAGAUCCGUUGCUAGCUGCCUCUUUCUCUUCUCCCCAUCAUUUCAGUGUGGUACCCAGAAGUUGACUUCUGAUUCUGUAAAAGCUGCUGGGAGGAGGUAUGAUGAGCUUAAAGGUCCUGAGAAUAAGCCUGGUGAUUCUGGCUGGCUGGACAUUCAGUCCUGCCAACUCUAAGCUGGACUGGACACACAAGAAAUCCUUGGCCCAGAGGGGGCACCUGAACCAGGUGCUGUUGGAAGGGGAACGUUGUUGGCUGGGGGCCAAGGUUCAAAGACCCAGAGCUGCUCCCCAGCAUCACCUCUUUGGGGUCUACCCCAGCAGGACUGGGAACUACCUGAGACCCUAUCUUGGGGGUGAGCAGGGAACCCACAGUGCAGGGCGCAGUAAGGCAGACACUGAGGAAAAGGUGGAGAGCCAUGUUCUCCGAGACCUGACAGGAAAUCCAGCAGGAAAUCCAGCUGCCCCGUGGGUAGGGGGUGGUCCAAUUGGGCAAUCGGAGCUGCUGGGAGAUGAUGACACUUAUCUUGGCAAUCGAGGACUCAAGGAGUCUGUAGGUGAGGCUGGGACUCAGGAAAGCACAGCCACUGCUGACACCGUUAUCACCACUUUCACACGCCUGAAGGAACCCAAACUGGACACCUUCUGGAAGGGCCGAGCCAAGACUAGGCUUCAUCGGCUAGUGGUGAAGAGGCAGGCAGAGGGCGGGCAAGGAGACUCUGACAUCUCUCCUCAGCAUCUCCACCCUUGGCCUAAGCCUCCCCUUAUGCAUGGGGUCAGAAACAGAGCAUUGGAGGACAGCAUCCGCAACAGUAGAGAUGACCCUCACUGGGAAGGAGAGACCUUUCACCCCCAAGGAGGACUGCCUGUCUUGUAUUUCUCAGGGAGGCUGGAGCGGCUGCUGCUGCGUCCAGAAGUGCUGGCUGAGAUUCCCCGGGAGGCAUUCACAGUGGAAGCCUGGGUUAAACCAGAGGGAGGACAGAACAACCCAGCCAUCAUAGCAGGUGUGUUUGAUAACUGCUCCCACACUGCCAGUGACAAGGGCUGGGCCCUGGGGAUCCGCUCAGGGAAGGACAAGGGAAGGCGAGAUGCUCGCUUCUUCUUCUCCCUCCGCACCGACCACGUGAAGAAAGCCACUGUUGUGACUGGCCGCAGUCGCUACCAACCAGGCAUGUGGACACAUGUGGCAGCCACUUACAAUGGACGGCGAAUGGCCCUGUAUGUGGAUGGAACUCAGGUGGCCAGUAGCUCAGACCAGUCUGGGCCGCUGAACAGCCCCUUCAUGGUGUCCUGCCGCUCUUUGCUCCUGGGGGGUGAUAACUCUGACCAUGGGCACUAUUUCCGUGGGCACCUGGGCACGCUGGCCUUCUGGUCAAUGGCUCUCCCACAAAGCCACCUCCAGCACAGCCUAAAGCAUUCCAGUGAGGCGGAGGAGUUAACCACCCUGAUUCUGACAGCCAGUUUUGAGCCCCUGGAAGAACAGUGGGUCCCCUUUAGAGAUGAGAAGUUCCCACGUCUUGAAAUUCUCCAGGGCUUUGAGAUGGCGCCUGAGAUUCUGUCACCUCUGCAGCCCCCACUCUGUGGGCAAACAGCUUGUGAUAAUGUGGAACUGAUCACCCAGUACAAUGGGCACUGGCCCCUUCGGGGAGAGAAGGUGAUGCGCUACCAGGUGGUGAACAUUUGUGAUGAUGAGGGCCUGAACCCCACUGUGAGCGAGGAGCAGAUCAAUCGGCAGCAUGAGGCAUUGGACCAGGCCUUCAGUCGCUACAACAUCAGCUGGCAGCUGAGCAUUCGCCAGGUCCACAACUCCACUCUGCGCCACCGGGUUGUGCUUGUGAACUGUGAGCCCAGCAAAAUCGGCAAUGACCAUUGCGACCCUGAGUGUGAGCACCCACUCACCGGCUACGAUGGGGGAGACUGCCGUCUGCAGGGCCGCUGCUACUCGUGGAACCGCAGGGACGGGCUGUGCCACGUGGAGUGCAACAACAUGCUGAAUGACUUUGACGACGGUGACUGCUGUGACCCGGAGGUGGCCAACGUGCGCAAGACCUGCUUUGACCCUGACUCGCCCAAGAGGGCAUACAUGAGUGUGAAGGAGCUGAAGGAGGCCCUACAGCUCAACGGUACUCACUUCCUGAAUGUCUACUUUGCCAGCUCAGUUCGGGAAGACCUUGCAGGUGCAGCCACUUGGCCUUGGGACAAGGAAGCCACUAGUCACCUGGGUGGUGUUGUCCUCAACCCUGCCUAUUACGGCAUGCCUGGCCAUACCAACAUCAUGAUCCAUGAGGUGGGACAUGUCCUGGGACUCUACCAUGUCUUCAAAGGGGUCAGUGAAAGAGAAUCCUGCGAUGACCCUUGCAGGGAAACAGUGCCGUCCAUGGACACGGGAGACCUCUGUGCUGACACGCCCCCCACUCCCAAGAGCAAGCUGUGCCAGGACCCAGAGCCUACCAAUGACACCUGUGGCUUCACCCACUUCCCAGGGGCUCCGUUCAGCAACUAUAUGAGCUACACAGAUGAUGACUGCACUGACAGCUUCACCCCUAACCAAGUGGCCCGAAUGCAUUGCUAUUUGGACCUUGUAUAUCAGCAAUGGAGUCAAAGCAGAAAGCCCACCCCCAUUCCCAUUCCACCCAUGGUCAUCGGGCAAACCCACAAGUCCCUCACUAUCUACUGGCUGCCUCCAAUUAGUGGAGUUGUGUAUGACAGGGACCCAGGAAGCCUGUGUGGAGCCUGCACUGAAGAUGGAACAUUCCGUCAGUAUGUACACACAGCUUCCUCCCGGCGGGUGUGUGACUCCUCAGGUUACUGGACUCCAGAGGAAGCUGUGGGGCCUCCAGAUGUAGAUCAGCCCUGCGAGCCAAGCUUGCAAGCCUGGAGUCCUGAGCUCCACCUGUACCAUAUGAACAUGACGGUCCCCUGCCCUACGGAAGGCUGUAGCCUGGAGCUCCUCUUCAAGCACCCAGUCCAUGCCGACAUGCUCACUCUGUGGGUCACCUACCUCUCCAUGGACUCCUCCCAGGCACUCUUCGACACGGAGAUCUUGCUGGAAAACCAGGAGUCUGUGCACCUGGGCCCCUUAAACACUUUCUGUGACAUCCCACUCACUAUCAAGCUUCAUGUUGAUGGGAAGGUUUUGGGGGUGAAAGUCUACACCCUUGAUGAACGGAUGGAGAUUGAUGCAGCUCUCCUGACUUCUCAGCCCCACAGUUCUUUGUGCUCUGGCUGCAGGCCUGUGAGGUACCAGGUUCUCCGCGAGCCCCCAUUUGCCACUGGCUUGCCCAUGGUGGUGACACACCCCCACAGGAAGUUCACGGACGUGGAGGUAACACCUGGACGGACAUAUCAAUACCAGGUCCAGGCUGAAGCUGGAGCAGAACUGGGAGAACCUUCGCCUCCCCUGAUCCAUAUGCAUGGAGCUCCUUACUGUGGAGAUGGGAAGGUGGCAGAGGGAUUGGGAGAACAGUGUGAUGAUGGAGAUCUUUUGAGCGGAGAUGGCUGCUCAAGGACAUGUGAACUGGAGGAAGGCUUCAACUGUGUAGGGGAACCAAGCCUGUGCUACAUCUAUGAGGGAGAUGGGAUAUGUGAGUCCUUUGAGAAGGAAACCAGCAUCUUAGACUGUGGGCUCUAUACUCCCAAAGGAUACUUGGAUCAGUGGGCUACUCAAGCUUACUCCUCUCAUGAAGACAAGAAGAAAUGUCCUGUUUCCUUGGUAACUGGAGAACCUCAUUCCAUGAUUUGCACAUCAUAUCAUCCAGACUUACCUGAACACCGUCCCCUUACUGGCUGGUUUCCCUGUGCCACCAGUGGAAAUAGAUCUCAGCAUGAAGGGAGUGAGCAGCCAGAAGGUAGCCUGGGGAGAGAAGAUGAGGUUUGGCUCCAAGUGUGUUUCAAUAGACCGGGAGUGGCCACAGCAAUUUUCAUUUUCUUAACGUCUGAUGGCCUGGUCCCUGGGGAGCAUCAACGGCCAACAGUGACCCUCCAGCUAACUGAUGUCAGUGGAAGAAACCACUCUCUUGGAACCUAUGAACUGUCAUGCCAGCAUAACCCACUGGUUAUCAAUGUGACCCAUCACCAAAAUGUCCUCUCCCACCGUACCACCUCAAUGCUGCUGAAUUUCUCAUCCCCAAUGGUGGGCAUCUCAGCAGUGGCUCUAAGGACAUCCUCCCACAUCAGCCCUGCAGCUCCCAAUAACUGCAUACCCGAGCACAAGGGACAAGAUUAUCAGGGACAGAGCUGUGUCCAUCAGCCUUGUGGGGAGCAGGGCAGCUGUGCUCCAUUGCUGCUUGAUCACAUGGAUGUGGUGAAUUGUACCUCUGGUGGCCCAGGUCACAUGAAGUGCGCGGUCACCUGUGAACGGGGUUUUGCCCUUCAGGCCAGGAACGGGCAGUACCUCAAGCCCAUGCAGAAGGAAAUUCUGCUCACGUGUUCCUCUGGGCACUGGGACCGGGCUGUGAGCUGCGUGCCCCUGGACUGCGGCAUUCCGGACCAGUCUUUGGUGAACUACGCAAACUUUUCCUGCUUGGAAGGAACGGGCUUUCUCAAACGCUGCUCAAUCUCCUGUGUCCCACCAGCCAAGCUUCAAGGACUGAACCCAUGGUUGACCUGUCUUGAAGAUGGGCUCUGGUCCCUUCCAGAAGUCUACUGCAAGUUGGAGUGUGAUGCUCCCCCUGCUGUCCCCAACGCCAACUUGCUCCUGCCUCACUGCCUGCAGGGCAACCAUGAUGUGGGUUCUGUCUGCAGAUACGAAUGCAAACCGGGCUACUACGUGGUAGAAAGUGCGGAGAGUAAAGUCAAGAAAAAGUUCCUGAAGAUACAGUGUCUAGAGAGUGGAAUAUGGGAACAAGGCAGCUGCAUUCCAGUGAUGUGUGAGCCCCCUUCUCCCAUCUUUGAAGGCAUGUAUGAAUGUACCAAUGGCUUUGAGCUGGACAGCCAGUGUGUGCUCAACUGUAGCCAGGAAAGUAAAAGGCUUCCCAUCCUCUGCACUAAGGAGGGACUGUGGACCAAGGAGUUUAAGUUGUGUGAGAACCUGCAAGGAGAAUGCCCACGACCUCCCUCAGAACUGAAUUUCGUGGAGUACAAGUGUGAACAGGGAUACGGGAUUGGUGCAGUGUGCUCCCCAUCAUGUGUAAUCCCCCCUAGUGAUCCCGUAUUGCUGCCGGAGAACAUCACUGCUGACACUGUGGAGCACUGGAUGGAACCUGUUAAAGUCCAGAGCAUCGUGUGCACUGGGCGGCGGCAGUGGCACCCGGACCCCUUCCUGAUCCACUGCAUCCAGUCAUGUGAGCCUUUCCAAGCGGAUGGUUGGUGUGAUACUAUCAACAACCGGGCCUAUUGUCACUACGAUGGAGGAGAUUGCUGCUCUUCCACACUCUCCUCCAAGAAGGUCAUUCCAUUUGCUGCUGACUGUGACCUAGAUGAAUGCACCUGCCGAGACCCCAAGGCAGAAGAAAAUCAGUAACUGUGGGUUCAAGCACCUUCCUCCCCUGCCCUGGAGGUGGUAAGAAAGAGAGGUCACCACAGGAGGAAACAAGUGAAUGAAGAAGAAAGGUCAUGAAAAGAAGGAAGAAGAGUGUGGAGGAAUGAAAGAGGAUAUUUAUUGCAUCAAGUGGCCCAAGUAAGGAAGGAUCAUAGGCAAAAGUUUCUUCAAAGUGAUGGUUGAUUAAAAGUGGAAGGAGAAAUAUGAUAGAUAUACAAGGACCCUCCUCCCUCAUUUAUACUCUACUCAAUCCCCAUCUCAACUCUUGCCCUACUCCCCACUCUGCACCCUGCCAGCUAUUCAGCCCCACCCAACUUAUAAACCAAUACCAAAUACUAGAAGAAAAGGGAUGCUCUGUUAGUACCCAUUUUGAAUGGUUUGCCAUUUUUCAGGGCUUGUCUACUCUAAACUGGCCCUUCCCCCCUCCCAUUUUUUUGUGUAGUCUCCCUUAAUAAUAAUGUUAGUUAUUAAUUCUUUAAAAGUAUUUAAACAUAAUUAUAUAAAUAUAUAUAUUUUUUGCUGUCUACUAAGCUGAAAAUUAUCCAUUGUUCCACACAUGCUGCUGUGAAGUUCAUGUCCAAAAUGAAUGCUGAGGGUUUGAGAGCAGAUGGGCAAAUCCUUCUGCCACCUUUCUGUUGAUUGGCAGGUGGAGUGGGAAGUAGAGAAUGAGACAGAGCGAUUAGGUAGAGUUCUUAAUGCUGCCAUGUUAGCCGAUUAUCUUUUUAUGAGCUGGGAGCUGGGCCCCACUUUGAGGAGAUAGGUGGUUAGUAUGGCUAUACUAAGAAGCAUGGGAAGUUGCAUGAAUACCCAUCGUUGAUGGGUCCAGGAGAACUAGACUAUGGUUCUUGAAUGCCCAUCCAAAAAGAACGUAUUAAGUUCUCUCCACUUCUCGGAACUCUCAGCUGGAGUUGGUGAGACCCAGGAUUUUCUCCAUUUCCACAUGUGCCUGUUGCAAGCGUGGCUCUCAGCCAGCCAAUCAGUCAACAAGUGUGUGUUAGGUUUAAUUCCCUGAUCAACAGGAUCACAAAACUCACGCACUCCUCAUACUUGGCCUGUGUCCUCGCUCCUUGUUAGAAGUCCCCAAGCCUGGCCAUCAUUCAUAGCCACAUGACUAAUUUGUUGAUUUUCUGAAAAGAAUUUUAUGGAAGGGACUUGGGGAAAGGUGGGAACAGAUGGAAGAAUAGUCAGGGAUGGAGGAGCCAAGGGAGGCUCAAGAGAGGUGAGAGGUCAGGUUUAAAUCAGGCACCAGAGCCAGAAAAUGAAAUGAGUCAAGGAGACUCAGUCCUUGUUCCAAGCCUCCCAAGAAGACAAAAGAGUACCAUUUGAGCAAUGUAGAGUCCGAGGUAAAUUCUAUUCAAAUGUGACAUGUAAAAUCUGUGACCUUGAGAUAUCUACUUGUGCAAGCUAUGGAAACUUGUGGAGCAAGGGUGACACUCUGUGGGGAGAGAGAAGAAUGUCAACUAUUGAGGGUCCAUUUUGUUGUCUUUACCUUUUCUUGUUCAGUAGAUGGACUUUACAGAAAUGAUCACUUGAACCUGCCUCUAUUUACAUCUCAGGCUCACUAUUUUCGCAUGUGGUCUAUUGAAGUUGGGUUUUUUUCCUGACAACUUCUGGAUUAGGCUGGGGAGAAGGAGAGUAAUUUCUGUUCAACAUAUCAGUCUAAUCAUUUUAGGAAAGGCUGUGAGGCUAGUUAUCUCCCUGAAAGUUUCUUCUCCAAUGGAAGUUAAAAACAGGCAUAAAAUAGGAGCUCCACCUUGGUCUCUUUAAAUUGGCUGCUCUUUGUCCUGGCCACAGUUUUUGUUUGCUUAUUUUUGCUUGUUUUUUGUUUCGCUUUUUUUUAAUUCAACACAGAGGCAUUGCCUUUGCAAAUAGGAAGAAGAAAUGCUACCCACCGCUAUCUUGAAAUAGACUUCAUGUAGGAAAGAACAAUAUUCUGAAAUGGAAAAAUCAAGGAGAAGGGGGAUAUACAUACAUUUAUCUCUGGGGAGGUAGAACAUGGUUGGCAAAGGCAUUGAGAAAGCAAAGAACAGAGUUUACCCAUCAAACAACUCUCAUCUUCUAUAUUUCUAGCCCAUAAGGGAAACUAUAGCCUAGGUACCAUUCACUUCCUGGUUUCACAUUUAGUGUCCCAAAGAAGAUAAACAUUUCUGGGACUCUGGUUGAUAUAGGCUUUAAUAUGGGAAGAAUAGUGGAAAAGCUUAGGUUCUUCAUCUUUAAAAAAAAGUGUUACAAAAUGGUUUUCUUAGGGAAAGUAUCCAAACUCCUGGAAGCAUGGCAAACUCCACCUCAGGGAAUCCUGCCUUGUCUGGGGAUGGAGAAGAGGAGUCCUGGACCUGGGUGUUCCCCAGCUCGGGGAAGGCUGUAGCCCCACACAAGCACAGGGACACUGUGUCUCAUUCCAGUGCGUGUCUGUGCUCAGAUUCUCCACAGAGUAACAUUGAGAGCA